GCUGAAUUCAAAGAAGCUUUCUCACUAUUCGACAAAGACGGAGAUGGCACAAUCACCACAAAGGAACUGGGAACAGUCAUGAGGUCUCUUGGACAGAACCCWACAGAGGCUGAAUUACAGGACAUGAUCAAUGAAGUCGAUGCUGAUGGUAAUGGUACCAUUGACUUCCCUGAGUUCCUGACAAUGAUGGCAAGAAAAAUGAAGGACACAGACAGUGAAGAAGAAAUCCGUGAAGCAUUCCGUGUAUUCGACAAAGACGGCAAUGGCUUUAUUAGUGCUGCUGAACUUCGACAUGUAAUGACCAACCUCGGAGAAAAACUAACAGAUGAAGAAGUCGAUGAGAUGAUCCGAGAGGCUGACAUUGAUGGUGACGGACAAGUCAACUAUGAAGAAUUUGUCAAGAUGAUGACAUCCAAAUAAAUAACUUAUUCUUUAUAUUAAACGUCAAGUGCAGGGCUCAAAAUAACGGCUGGACAUAUGCAGGACACGAUGUCCUUCCAAAUUCAUUUUGAAAGGACAAUUUUGAAAAAGGACAAAUUUUGAAAGGACAAAUUUUGAAAGGACAAAAAUUGUAUACUAUUAUUUUCCCAAUGUCAAGGGGACAUUGCCAUAUCAAUUCAAAUUAAAACAGGGUAAAAUAAACCAGAAACUCUUUUAUGGAUGCUAUUUUACUCAUUUCAAACGAAAAGUAAGAAAUUUAAUCAAGUUUGUAAAAAUUUGUGUAGUGAAUUGGGAAUUGAUAGGUUUUUUUUGGCUAAAAAUGUGGCAGGUCAAUUUGUCCUUUCAAAAUCUGAUUUGGCCGCUCAUCUAGUGAAUUUGGAAAGACAUUGUCCUUUGACUGGCCGUUAUUUUGAGUCCUGCAAGUGUAAUAGAGGAUUGCUUUUGAGAUGCACAAACUUUUACAGAUCCAUCCCUAUUAAUUCCAGUUCUUUCAUAUUCUAGUUUCAAUAAAAUUACCUCAGCUGCACUCGCGCACACAUUUCAAUUUGUAAAUAAGAUCCUAGACCACACUGAUGCUGAUCUAUGGUCAUGAUUUAGAUUCUUGUUACAUAUGCAUGAUGCAUGUCAAACUUAAUUCCAAUCGCCUCCUGUUAAAUAAAUAAAAACCCUUGGGAAAAAUA
This is a messenger RNA of Exaiptasia diaphana, 1121 nucleotides long. RefSeq names its product calmodulin-beta. Gene Ontology annotation, molecular function: enzyme regulator activity; calcium ion binding. The record is from RefSeq and is a predicted model, not a curated record. Lineage: Eukaryota; Metazoa; Cnidaria; Anthozoa; Actiniaria; Aiptasiidae.